CUCUACCAGUGGGAGACUGUGUUGUUACAGUCUCUCCGAGCUUUGUCAUGGCGGCGUCCAGUCCUCUAUCCAGUGUAAAGGAACGUGAUGCUAGGGUUUUUGUCAGCGCGACAAACCGGAUUAGACGACCCUCUUCGUCUACGAAGAGUGGAGGCCACACGAAGGGUUUUGGGACUGGAGUUAAACAAAGACAGAGAUGUUGAAAGGAUCCAUGGCAAUGGAGUUAACACCCUUGACAUUGAACCUGUGGAAGGGAGAUACAUGUUAUCAGGUGGUUCAGAUGGUGUGAUUGUACUUUAUGAUCUUGAGAACUCCAGCAGAAAACCUUAUUACACAUGUAAAGCAGUGUGUUCUGUUGACAGAAAUCAUCCUGAUGUCCACAAAUAUAGUGUGGAGACUGUGCAGUGGUAUCCUCAUGACACUGGCAUGUUCACAUCAAGCUCCUUUGAUAAAACCCUGAAAGUAUGGGAUACAAAUACAUUACAAGUGCAAGCAUUCAUUUUUAUAUUUCUGUGUGCAUACAAUGAAAAUGUCAUAAUUCAUAAUAGUAGUGUCUUAUUUCCUUUUGAUGCUGAUUUAUAUAAUAAAAUUAUCUUUAACCAUUUUUGUUUUUGUUUUAUAGUUGGUACUAGAGGGCACAAAGUACAACUUUGUGACUUAAAGUCUGGAUCCUGUUCCCACAUUCUACAGGGUCACAGACAAGAAAUACUGGCAGUUUCCUGGUCACCGCGUUCUGAAUACACCUUGGCAACUGCAAGUGCUGACAGUAGAGUAAAAUUAUGGGAUGUGAGGAGAGCAUCAGGAUGUUUGAUUACUCUUGAUCAGCAUAAUGGGAAAAUGUCACAAGCUGUUGAAUCAGCAAAUACUGCUCACAAUGGGAAAGUUAAUGGCUUAUGUUUUACAAGUGAUGGGCUUCAUCUCCUCACCGUUGGUACAGAUAAUCGAAUGAGGCUCUGGAAUAGCUCCAGUGGAGAAAACACACUAGUGAAUUAUGGAAAAGUUUUUAAUGACAGUAGAAAAGGAUUGAAAUUCACUGUCUCCUGUGGCUGCAGUUCAGAAUUUGUUUUUGUACCAUAUGGUAGCACCAUUGCUGUUUUUACAAUUUACUCUGGAGAACAGAUAACUAUGCUUAAGGGACAUUAUAAAAGUGUUGACUGCUGCGUAUUUCAGUCUAAUUUCCAGGAACUUUAUAGUGGUAGCAGAGACUGCAAUAUUCUUGCUUGGGUACCAUCAUUAUAUGAACCAGUUCCUGAUGAUGAUGAGACUACAAGCAAAUCACAGUUAAAUCCAGCGUUCCAAGAUGCCUGGAGCAGCAGUGAUGAAGAAGGAUGAAUGUCAAUCCUAAGUACCUUUGUAUCUUGACUGAUGAAACUUUUAAAAUGGGACUUUUUUUUUUUUAAACUGUCCAGUGACAGCUACAUUAACCCUGAAUCACUUGAAUUUGGGUGAUUCUGCCUCCACGCCCAUGUUUUAAAAGGAAGUUAGUAUUUGCAUGAAAUCCUGAAACAAACUUCUGUAUAGUUUAUUUCAUCAGAACAUGGCUUCUUGAUCCCAGUUGGCGUGGCCCUGGGCAAGCCCCUGUUGCCGCAGUACAAGGACACGAGUCUUGGCACCUCCCUGUGGGGCCCUGAGCAGACCGUGUGAACGGUAGUGUGCGGUCUCCCAGGAUGAGCGAGUGGAGGUUAUCAGCACUGACUUUCUCCUGCUGGCUGUACCAUCACCCUGUUCAUUUUCACUUUCAGGAGAUUUUACUGAGGAUGAUUAUAUCAAAAAUAAUAGUCGAAAAGUUAACAUCAAAAAUGUUUUAUUCUUUCUUAUUCAUGUAUUCAGUUUUUACAAUGAUUUUAUUUUGUUAACUGUAGUCUAGCUUUAUACUAAGUAUUUUUGUACUCAGUUCCUCCCGUAAUCUAAAAAGUGUAUCACGGAGUUUUUAACUUGGGGAAAACCCCAUGUUUCCUUUAUUUUCAUGCAUCAGAUGGCCGCUGGUGCUCAUACUUGAACUCCCUUUCUCUGAAUUUUGUUAAGAUGUGACUAAUUCCUACGUUGUUCAUUGAGGCAGAAAAUGUCCUGACAGGGAAUCUGGCUUGAACUGAAAUGUUGUCAUAAAAUUUCUAUUUUACUGUCUA
This is a messenger RNA of Hipposideros armiger (great roundleaf bat), 2126 nucleotides long. RefSeq names its product ERCC excision repair 8, CSA ubiquitin ligase complex subunit (gene ERCC8). The transcript is spliced from 12 exons. Bases 88 to 1332 code for a protein of 414 amino acids. Gene Ontology annotation, biological process: proteasome-mediated ubiquitin-dependent protein catabolic process; transcription-coupled nucleotide-excision repair; protein polyubiquitination. The record is from RefSeq and is a predicted model, not a curated record. NCBI's taxonomy places the organism in Eukaryota, Metazoa, Chordata, Mammalia, Chiroptera, Hipposideridae. Gene Ontology annotation, molecular function: protein binding. Gene Ontology annotation, cellular component: nucleotide-excision repair complex; Cul4A-RING E3 ubiquitin ligase complex.